Xenopus laevis (African clawed frog) is the source of this 724-nucleotide messenger RNA. RefSeq names its product dpy-30, histone methyltransferase complex regulatory subunit L homeolog (gene dpy30.L). The record is from RefSeq and is a predicted model, not a curated record. The transcript has 5 exons. Bases 170 to 469 code for a protein of 99 amino acids. Lineage: Eukaryota; Metazoa; Chordata; Amphibia; Anura; Pipidae. Gene Ontology annotation, cellular component: Set1C/COMPASS complex; nucleus.
CCCACGGCGUCUUAUCUACUGGGAACUAGCAGCUACCCUAGUCUAUCCUAUACGAUAAUCCGUAUAAACAGUGCGGGAAGUUGCCGCCAGUGUUUGUGUUCCCUCGGAUACAGAGCUUGCUGGGGGAGAGAAGGCGCAAGCUGGUCGCUUCCUAUUUUAAAGUGUUGCCAUGGAUACAGAGCAAAGCAUGGAGGGACAAACACAGGUUUCCGAAAACCCUCAUUCUGAAUAUGGGCUCACAGAGAAUGUUGAGCGAAUAGUCGAAAAUGAGAAGACCAAUACUGAAAAAAUAUCCAAACAGAAGGUUGAUCUGCAGGGCUUGCCUACAAGAGCGUAUCUUGACCAAGCAGUAGUUCCUAUACUUUUACAAGGCCUUUCAGUGCUUGCAAAGGAAAGGCCACCAAACCCCAUAGAAUUCCUUGCAGCGUAUCUCUUAAAGAACAAGACACAGUUUGAGGAACGAAGCUAGAGUGCAUACAUCUCCCUGCUCCAUUUUACAUAAAUAUUGAUUACUAAAAGACUUUAUUGAACAGAUUGCAUUUUGUCCACAGUAUAAUACAACUCAAAUGUAUCAGUUCAUCUUCCCAGCAAAGGUGGACAUUUAGACACAGACACUGUGGUAAACAAGACAACAAAGGGAAGAGGCCUAUUUCUUGCAAAUAAUUUGAAUUUAUUGUUUUUGACCAGAUUUUUUUUUUUUUUUAAAUAAAAAUGUGACUGCUAA